Molecule: messenger RNA, 8812 nt
Organism: Saccostrea cuccullata (small rock oyster)
Lineage: Eukaryota; Metazoa; Mollusca; Bivalvia; Ostreida; Ostreidae
Exons: 14
Coding region: 159-8279 (2706 amino acids)
Molecular function (GO): protein binding
Source: RefSeq, a predicted model, not a curated record
AUAUUCAUGGAAUUCUUGAAUUUCGUUACGUUUUUGCACUUAAUAAUAGAGUGUUGGAUAAUAAAACUGCUCCAAAUUUCCUAAAUCAGUCGAUUUGUGAAAAUUACAGCCUACGGGAUGGGGAAACAUAUGAUGUCACCCUUAUUCCGAGAGAUGUAAUGAACAAUACAAUAAGGGAAACCAUCGCAGUUCACAUAGAUGCAAGCGUACCUGACAUUGUCGAAAUGUACUUGAUUAAAGAUGGAGUGCGCCAUUUGUUCGUUCACAAUUCCACAGAUCUUUCGAGAAUGAAGAUAUCCUUUAAAGCUUUGGAUGAACACAGUGGACUGAAUUCUAUUGAAUGGAUGCUGGGCACAUCUCCUGAUGGUGGGGAGCUAGGAAAAGGUUCCAUUGCAGUGAAUCGUCUGGAACCUGGGGUUACUUGUAAUCAUACGGAAAAUUGCUAUUGCCCAAAAGUUGGAGUUUGUGAGAAAGCCCUGUACAGCGUGAAAUUCAGUAGCUUGAUCAAGAAUAAUAAACAGAACGGGCACCACAACCGGGGGUAUUUCUUUACGGUGAAAGUAACUAACAAUGCCAUGUUGGUAAGUAUUUCUAGAACGGAUAUCUUAGCUGAUGAUUCACCUCCCGUAGGUGGAAAUGCUAUGGAAGGAGAAAUUGGAUCCCAAGAGUUAGAUUAUACUUGUAAUAGAGAAAUAAUCGUGAGGUGGAGCGGUUUCAUUGACCAUGAGAGUGGUAUUAAAAAAUAUCGGAUUGGAUUCAAUGACAAGUGUCUGUCAAGAGAAGAUUUACUUCAUAAUAAUCAUACAACGCUUCCAAGUUAUAUUUACGAAACAAAUGAGCAGCAAAUAAAGGUACGUGCUCCCUACCCAGGUCUGUACUUUACCAGUGUAAUAGCUUAUAAUUACGCUAUGGAAUCGUCGGAAGUGGCGUGCUCCAAUGGUAUUACCUACGAUAUCUCGCCACCAAAAUUGUACAAUAUAAUUUUAGAACACUCGAAAACAACAGAAGGCAUUGCAUGUUACAACAGGACUGCGUGGUUAAUACUCCAAAAUUUCACGGGUGUCAAAUUAGAAAUGACGCAAGCUUGCCAGAAAAUAUGCAACGACAGCAGUAACGAAUUUCCGCUUUUGGAGAAUAUGUUCUAUGUAAGACAAGAUUAUUAUCAUGAUACAUCCUACGCGGAUUCAAUAUGCAAGAAAUUAGGGGUAUAUAUAAAAAACAAUAAAGUAUAUAUUCCCUCAGACACGAUUUCUGUUUCUUGGAAUAUCACCGACUUGGAAUCACAAAUACAUGACAUUAAAAUCGGGUUUGCAUCAACUAAAUCGCAAUCUAAAACACCCGACAUUUUAUCUUUUACGCCCACUAAGCGUCUGCAGAGUGAUAAACGAUUGCAUUCAGCACUUGACUCAGGAACUCCUUUUUUUAUUACAAUAAAAGCUACAAGUAAAGCUGGCUUGGAAACAUCUGCAACAAUAGGUCCAGUGGUAAUUGACGAUACACCGCCUUUAUACAGAGGCGGUGUCAACAUUGUUUUAGAUGAUAAGUUUGCAUUUGUUGUAUGGACCAAUGAGACAUUCGUUGACGAAGAACAGGAUGAGCCAAUAUCAAUGGUCUUAUUCAAAAUAGGGCAAGGAUCCACUUUUAAAACUCCACUUCUGCAAGGUUACCUUUCCAACAGCUGUCCAAAUCCAACUGUUAAUCUAACCUGCUUGAAGUAUCCGAUAAGAAGAAUUCAGCAAUUAAAUGAAAAUAAUACUGUCUUCUUUUUUGAACUGUACGCUUAUAAUUCUGUUGGUCAUGCAACAACUGUAAGAACAGUAGAAUUCAGCGUCCCCUCACGAUAUCCUCCGACGGCAGGAACUGUUCUAGAAAUAAGUAGCAAUUUUCCCGGGAUAGAAGAUACUGAUUAUAUAGAAAGUAAUGAAGCAAUCUGUUUCUAUCUUUCUGGGUUCAAACACAUUGAAACUGUUUCAUUUGAAGUUGCUUAUAGUACGAAUUUAACUGAUGAUUUAAUGCCAUUUAGAACUCUGCCAAGUGCCAAAUGUUUUUAUAAUCUUAGUCUACCGGAAAACACAAGAAUUUACACUCUAAUUAAAGCAACAUCCUCUGGUGGUAGUACCAUCUCCUCGUCUGAUGGAUUUUUUGUUAUCAAUGAAUCAAAAGCCGAACACUCAAUCAAUGUUCAUGAUGGAAUAUCAUGCAAUUCUGUAGUACCCGACUAUCAAGUAACUGCAAGUCUACACGGUCAAAGGACAGAAAUUUCAAUAAAAAAUAAAAGCUUACUAACUGGAAAUCCGUUUACACUUCAGAUUUUGGGAACUGAAUUAAACUUGUAUGAUAUAAGUUCAGAAGAUGUAAUUUGGACUGGAAAUUCCACUUACUCAGAAAAUAUAUUAACAAAGCCGUUUGUCCCCAUGAUUGAACAUCCACGAUUUUUGAUCAAGUUUCGGAAAAUUCUCAACACAACUUUACUUGUUAAGAUUAUUAACUGUAACGAAAAUGCGAAAUUUCAAACUAAUUCGAAGGUUUACUUUGCGUACUGGUCCACCAAAAAUCCAUAUAAAAAUUUAAUAACCCACUUUAGAACUGGGUUACUUGUACAACGAGGGACUACUGAAAGCUUUAUUUCUCCACUGCAAACAACAAUAAGUCGCGAGAGAGCAAGAUUUAGUGAUGUAUUGCUAGAAGAUGGAUUGACCUACAGGGUUAUCAUAGAGGCAUGCUUUGAAAGACUCUGCAUUCAGCCUCAAAAAUCAAAUGGGUCGAAAAUGCAAUAUGAAACAAAUUCCUUGAGCAAAAUUCAUUCCUUUCUUAAAAAAUCAAAUGAUGACCUAUUUGAAUUAAAAUUACAGUUUGAUGGCUAUCAAUGUAGUGAUAAUUCCUAUUCAGCUGGUUAUGCAGUAGCUUUAGCAGAUGAGAGAGGAGCUGAAUUAUCAAACUGGAAGCCUAUAAGUAUUAAAACAAAUAUGAAGAACAUUACGACAAGCCUUCAAAACAUUUCCCUGCCUGUUUACACGCAACACUCUCUGUCAGUAUGUGUAAGAGGGUUUUGUUUAUCUGGAACGUCUGCAAUAUCAUGUCAACCGAUAAAAGAAAAGGAAAAUUCAAGUGAUUUAAAAUUUAAUUACGUUUUCGAAAUCAACGCAAACUCUCCCGACAUUAAGGAGAUAAAAUUAUUUGCUCAUAGUCGAUAUCUUGGAGAUAAAUUGAAGGUGUUACAUAAUAAUGAAGUUGAUUUUAUCCAAUCAGACUGGAGAGUUAAUGGUGUUCUCCUUGGUACAUUUAAUCGUACGAUCAUCUGGUACAUCAUGACAGAAGAGCGUCUUCCCUUGCGUUCUUGUACAGAUGAUGUCGCUUGUAUUCAAGAGAUUGUCUCAGAGGAUUCUAUUGGCUAUUUUAAACAAAUACAAUUUACGAAGAACAAGAGAUAUUUUUUAUGUGCUUUUGCAAACAAAACAUUAGUUAAAUAUGAAAAAUAUUUAGAACAAGAAGGCCAGAUAUCUGUUUGUGGUAAUGGAUUCAUAAUAGAUGAUACGGCACCUAUUCCAGGAAAAGUACACAUCAAAGCAGAUUUUGGAAAUUUUUUGAAUAUGAACAAAUCUUUAUCAUUUACAUGGGAAGGGUUUUCAGACAUAGAGCGAGAUUUGAUAAUUGAAUAUACAUCUGGAAUAGAAAAAUACACAUAUAGCAUUGGAACAUACCCUGGUGGUGAAGACGUUGUGUCAUUCACUGACGCUGGAUUAUUGACAUCUGCUACUGUACACAGUAUUUCAUUCACAAACCAUGUAGCAUACUAUGCAACGGUUAGAGCUAUUGAUCGAGUUGGUCAUAUCACUGAGGUUUCAUCAGAUGGAGUCAUGUUCGAUGAUUCUCCACCAGUGCAGGGAAGAGUUUUUGUUGACGGAUCAGGACUAGAGGGAUACAUUACAAAUUGUAGAGACAUCACAGUCACGUGGGAGGGAUUCAACGAUCCAGAAAGUGGAAUCAAGUCAUUUAAAAUAGGAAUUGGCUCGACAAAUCUUUCAGCAGAUAUUUUCCAAUUGAUGGAAGUUAGGGAUACUUACUGGAAACCAAAAAAUACUGAUGGAAAAUUUUUAGACGGAUAUAAAUACUUUAUUUUGUUAAUGAUAACUAACAACGCUGGAUUAUCUACUUUGGUCAGUUCAAGGGCAUUUAUUGUGGACGGCAGCCCCCCACAUGAAGGGAAUGUCAUAGAUGGAAAUGAAGACGGGAUUGAUCUAGAUUUUCAACGGAAUAUCACACACAUAUGUUCAAGAUGGGAUGGAUUUCAUGAUCCUCAUACAAAGGUGACAUAUUAUGAAAUAGGUCUUGGUACUUCAAGAGGUGAAAGCGAUGUGUUUCCCCUUACUUCUGUUGGACUAGUAGAAGAAUUUUGCUGGGCUAAUGAGUUUAUUCCGGGAGAAAAGUAUUUCACAAUUAUAUGGGCAUGCAAUCAGGCGGGCUUAUGCACAUCAAAAUCCUCGAAUGGGGUAAUUUUAGAUAAUUCACCACCAAUAGCAGGACUUGUUCGCGUGAGCAUGGGUGACAGUCAUCAACAUUAUAUCAGUCACAAACAUAUUGUAUCCGCGCAGUGGAUAGGGUUUCAAGACCCACAUUCAGAUAUCGAACAUUUCGAGUUUUGUAUCAGCAAGUCAAGAAAUGAUUGUGAUAUUACCGCUUUUGAAAAUGUACUUCUUAGCGAACGUAUAACAAAAACGUCAAUCGAUCUACCACAAAGUACAAACUUAUAUAUAAUAGUGAAAGCAUAUAACCGGGUAGGGAUGUCCAGCCAACAGUCAUCCGAGAAGUUUUGCGUGGAUACCUCACCACCGAUACUGGUGACAAAACCUGUUUUUGAUACUGCCCAGUUUUCACAUAAAUCUGGAACACAGUAUGAUGAUUCUGUCUUGAUUAUCAAGUGGAAGUUCAAAGAGAAGGAGAGUUUCAUUGCAUCAAACGAAGUUGUAUUAAAAUCGCACAAAAAUGGAAAGACCGUAACAGACAUCAAAAGUAAUGGAAAUGAUAAUAAUAUCACAAUUAAACUUGAAAAGGAAAAUUCUUUAAAGAGUGGAGACACGUAUUAUGUAUUUAUAUCUAGUUGUAAUGCAGCUGGGUUGUGCACUCAUGCGUCAUCAGAUCCUCUUCUUAUUGAUUCGUCUCCCCCACAACUCGGCGGUUUUAGGAAUCUAUUGAAGUGGAAACAUUUUGAAAAUAAAACUACUGAGCUCUUGCUCUUGUGGCAUGGUUUUUCAGAUAUCCACAGCGGAAUAGAAAGGUACGGAGUGUUCGUCAGCGAAUCAUAUACAGGUUCAGAAUUAUCAAAUGGAGUAAUAAUUGUAGACCACAUAGAUAGAGAAAUUCAAAUGCUAUCUCUUAAUUUAACACGACAAUUGUCUGAAACAGAUGAAAUUAUUUUGUCAAUUUAUGCGCUGAAUGGAGUGGGUCUUAGAAGUAAAAUUGCUAAAACAACUGUUGCUUUAGUUUCAGACGAUAUUUCACAUGUAAGUGGUUUUCUAGAAUUUCAGCGUUAUUUAUGUCGAUCACAUACUUGUAAUAACGAUUGCACUUGUUCAGUAGUAGGAUCUAAAUGCCAAGAUGAGUCGCUCAAACCCGGUGCCUGUAAGAGAAUUGAUAAUCAUGCAGAAAUGCCUAUGGUUUCAUUUGGAGAUGCAAUGUCAUCGUCAAACUUAACUCUGUCAUCAAAAUGUGUCUUUGUACAAUGGAAAGUAAGAAACAUGACAAGGUUUCAACGCUUUGAAUGGAGCAUUGGAAUUCAACAUGAAGAGGCAGGUGUAGGUGUGUUUGAUAGUAAGACAGAAAGUGUCUGGCGUGAAAACGGACAACUCAUGAACACAACAUUCUGCAUGGAAAACAAAAACCGCUUUCAACAAGGGGAGUCCUACGUUUUUUACGUUCGAAGUUGGAUUUCGGAGGAUACUUAUUUUGAAAAGCAAUCAGAACCUCUUCUUGUAGAUACAACGCCUCCAGCAAUUCGACAAGGAAAAUCGAUUAAAGAAACGCUCUUUUCAUGCAAUGAAGAAGAUGUUGACUUUUUGAACUCGACUUCAGAUUUUUUUGUUUGCUGGGAUGGUGUAUUUAUAGAAAAGGGAGCUCAGAUUACGAAAUAUUCUAUAUCUUCAGGAUCAUCACCGUUUGGAAAUGACCUUAUCGAUGUACAAAAUGUAGGACAUUUAACAUCAAUUCUAGUAGAAGGAAAGCUUCUAAAACCAGGUGUUACGUUUUACUUUACAAUAACAGCCACAAACAAGCUCGGAUUGAAAACAUCAUUUACCUCAGAUGGAGUUCUUAUAGAUUUAGAUAAUCCAACGAGAGGAAUUGUUUAUAAUACCAAAUUCCACAAAAACAUUGUAUAUCAAUCAUCAACAAGUGAGAUAGGUUUAUCAUGGCAUGGUUUUGAUGAUCACAAUUCCUUCAUAAAAAAAUAUCAUGCAACUUUGUUUGGAGAGGAUAAAAACGAAACAAUAAGAACCGUCAUCGAUGCUAAAAUUCAUAAUAGCUACAUAUUCCACAAAUUAUCGUUAGAGCAUAAUCGGAGAUACAGAGUUGCAUUGAUUGCAUUUGAUGCAGUGGGACAUUUUGUUGGACCAGUAUAUGCACAAGAUUUGAAAAUUGAUAACACGCCCCCGCAGGGUUUUCGAUGCACUCAGAGGGGGGCUAUAUCUUUGGCGAGAGUAAACACAACAAAAUCUGUAUUUUGGACAAAGGUGCGUUUCCGAUAUCAAUUGUCUGCUAAUCUAAAGGCUGGGGAGAUUCACCAUUUGUCUGUAAAAGCAGAUGUCUCAGUGUUGUCAAAGAGCAUUUAUGUACUUGUUGGAGGAGAGAAAGCCAUGAUAAAUUUGUUGCGUAAUAUUGAUGAUGACGUAUUUGCUGAGCAUAUGUUUAUACCAAAAUUUACUGGCACCACUGAUAUUUCGAUUUUUCUAUCUUCCAAAGAUAUCAAAAGUACGAUAGUCAUAAAUUUACAUCAGUGUCUCUCGCAUGAGCCAUCGUUGGAUCCGAUUGCUCUUGUGCAGGUUUUACCAAACUACGUCAGUGUUUCUUUACAAAUUAAAGACAUCGAAAGUGGAAUAAAAUCCAUUUACCUUGGUAUUGGAACAACAAGAAUGGGAUAUCAAGUAAGGUCAUUACGUCCAUUUUCAAUGGGACUUCAGGAAAUCGUAAAAACCGAUGUUCGGCAUAACAGCAGUCUUUACUUUACCGCUGUUAUUGAAAAUAAAGCAUGUCUUAAAUCAACAUUUCAUUCAAAGCCUAUUUUAAUUGAUCAUUCGAAACCGGAGAUUCCUAGUAUAAAAAGCAAUGUAACAUACAAAGAAAUUUCCGUGUUCAGUGAAAAUUCUACCAAUGAAUUUAAGAACACAUCAUUGAGAUUUAUAGAAAAAAGAACGCGGACUACUGUUAAUGUCACAUGGGAGGUAGUGGACAAAGAGAGUGCAGUUCGUCGUUGUGAGUGUGGGGUUGGAGUUCUUCCUUUCUCAACAUCAACAGUAUCUUUAAGAAAGAGCGACACGACCAUGGGCUGUAUCUUUUCAAAUCUUGAUAUUCGACAUGGAACACGAUUGUUUAUCACAGUACAAUGCACUAAUGGUGUAGGACUUCGAGAAACGAAAACCCACGGUCCCAUAAUAAUAUCUAUCAAUAAACCAGACGAAAAGGCGGCAGAAGUUAGUUUCAUACCCAAUAAUAAGAUGUCCGUCGAGCAUGCGGAGCCUCUGAUUGAAACUCAAUCCAAUAGAUCCAGCAUUACGUUUUUAUGGAAUGGGUUUUCUGAUAUUUCUGGUAUCAGUGAAUAUGAAACUAGACUAUUGAAAGAAUCUAAGGUUAUUUCAUCAUGGAGAUCAGUUGGACUUAAAACUUACACUUCAUAUGAUAUCCAUGCCGCUGAUGGCGAUAUCUAUACUGCUGAAGUGAAAGCAUUAAAUCUUGGCGGGCUUUUGAGUAAUGCAAACAACAAAAGUAUUACAGUAGAUGCAAGAAGUCCACAGUUGACAGGUGACAGCUUGGUAGUGAGGAAAAUAUCAACAGGCAAAUACAUGAUCGAUUGGUCAAACGUCUUUGAGGGCACUGCGAAAGGUUCUACCGCAUUUAUCGUCUCCGUUGGAACUAACAGAGGAUAUUCGGAUUUACAGUCCCCGACUUACACACAGCAGCAUUCGAUGCCCGUGAACACGGACGAUGCCAAUGUUUUAAAUAUUAAUAUUCGGGGUAUAAGUCCAACAGGAGAAUCGCGCAUAUAUCACAUGGUAUAUGCCACAAAUUGAAUUAAAAUAGGCUUUUCAUCUACUGAUCAUUUGAUAUAAUCCUUGUUUGUAAUUCAUUACAUUUUAAAUUGACCUUAAAUUUAUCCAGUGAUGUUUAAAAGAUAUUUAGACAAUGUUUCAUCAAUCUUGAUUUUAUGCAUUAAAUAUAUGUGUACUUUUUUUAAUGAAUGGUUCAUUUUCCAAACAAUGGUUCUAUAAUGGAAAUUAGGAUUAUAUGAUUAAUUUAAAUUUUAAAAAUUAGGACUCAUGAAUAGGAAAUAUUAACACGUGUAGCUUUCAUUUGUGUAUAUUUUGAAAAGAUGUAGACAAUGUAAAGAUGUUAAAGUCAUUGAUUUAAAAUUCCGUCCAUUUCAGUUUUACAUAUUAUUGUUUUGUAUUACAACAAGUCAUUUGAUUGAGACCAGCAAUAUUUAUUCAAGCAAUAUGUUUAAAUUUCAAGGUGCAUGUUAUUUUCAUUUGUGUCAUUAUUGCUUAAUGUUUAAAGAUAUAAUGAUUUGUAAUGUAUAUUUAUUUCAUUGUAUAAAAGUUUUAAU